AAUCUCUGGAAGACAGAAUUUUAUCAAUUUUCUUGGAUCAAACGUUAAAGGAUUUAACCUCUAAGGUUGUCAGCAUGAUGUUUUCGUAGAAGUUUGGCGGAAUUCUUAUGGUUUUGGUAUAAUUCUGGACUGAGGGAAUUGAUUGGGUGCUUUUACCUCACUCCUUGACUAGACUUCGACGUUUGACAUAAAAGAAUUCGGAGUUCCUUCAAAUGUGGACGAAAUUUGACGGCCGCCAUGUUGACAAAUCAGGGGAUUACUGCUGAGUUCAAGUGCCGUGAUCACAUAUCUGAAAAAAUUAUGAAAAAAAGUCCCUCGAGAUGCUUUAACGGAAACUGAAAAAUUCAAAAAUUAUGAAUUGAAACAUGUUCUGACACCAAAUGACGAAAUAAAUUCUACGAAAUUUUUUAAAAUUCCAAGUGUAAAGUGCAAUGACGCGGCCUCCUUUCUUCACCCGUGGGUUUCCAUCCUAUUGUAGAGAUUACACUGUGAGCAGGCAUGUUCAAGUAUACUGGUACCAUCCGGACUUCUCACAAAGUCGUUAUCCACCUGGUCAACAAGUCAGUGAGGCUUGCACAUUGAUAUGCCUCCUGGUGGCCCAACGCGUUUGCGAGUCAAAACUUCACCUUGAGAAUGUGGAGAUCUUUCCUGAGUUAACAGCAUUGAUUGCAGCAUCGAUUGUAGAAGGAAAUGACACUCAUGCACGGAUCCUUAGGCAAGGAUUAGUACCCCAUCCUUAUUUGAACACAGAUGAGGCUCUCAGAUUUGGGGGAAAACGAUUAAAAAGUCUAGUAGAAUGGAAAUUCCAGGUCUUUAGGGAGAGCAUUGAGACAAGUCUCUGUCAGAACAUUCAGAGAUUCCUAGUGGAUUGGUACAAGAACCCUCGAGGUGACACCCUUAUUAUGCUUCUGAUCACAUGCGGCCGAACAAUACUAAUGCUAUUUCAGCGCAAGACGAAUACAAUAACACUUUUCGAUUCCCAUGGACACAGUACAAAUAGGAAUUCGCACAGAGGCUUAGUAGUUGCCCAAGCAAAAUUUGAACGGUUAUAUGCGUUGUGUGACUGGUACAUCGAGGACGUUCUUCACACUUGUUUCAACGUCUACGCAACAAAUCAGUAUGAAUUAGCCUUCCUCUAUUACGUCCACGAUGAUUGCUGCAAAAAUGAAGAAUGCCCGUGUAAAUGUGGAUGCAACAAUGAUUGAAUAAAUCCUAAUCGAUGAUAGGGAUAAUGAAAGCAAAAAUUAAACUCAACAGCCCAUGUCAUUAUUUUGUUUUAUUGGAACCACAAAAAAUUAAAGCUAUUUCGUAAUCAGAUAUACUGACAUUUAUUUACAUUAUUUACAAAAUCUCUAGAGAUUAUUUUGAUGUUCUCAUAUAUGUUCAAUGUUUCUGGUACCUAGAAUUGUUCUAAUUUUUGUUUACAGCAGAGCGUGUAGAUUUUCAAUGAGUAUUACAAUUUGUUAAUAUUCCGUCAUCAAAAAAUAUAAA
Diachasmimorpha longicaudata is the source of this 1491-nucleotide messenger RNA. RefSeq lists its product as uncharacterized. NCBI's taxonomy places the organism in Eukaryota, Metazoa, Arthropoda, Insecta, Hymenoptera, Braconidae. The record is from RefSeq and is a predicted model, not a curated record. The coding region runs from base 432 to 1205 and encodes 257 amino acids. The transcript is spliced from 5 exons.